This is a messenger RNA of Microthlaspi erraticum, 1986 nucleotides long. The record is from the annotation of a GenBank genome assembly. NCBI's taxonomy places the organism in Eukaryota, Viridiplantae, Streptophyta, Magnoliopsida, Brassicales, Brassicaceae.
AUGGGAAAGAGGUGUGUUAUGACUACUUCCCUCUCGCUCCUCCUCCUUCUCUUCCUUCAAACCCUAAAUUAUGUUCAAGCCAGUUUCCUCUGCUAUGGCGAUUUCUCCACCGCUAACUACAGCCGCAAUCGAGACAAUCUCUUGUCUUCACUUCCUUCUAACGUCAUCAAUAACGGCGGUUUCUACAACGCGUCACUUGGCAGUGAUUCUGGAGACAGCAGAGUCCAUGUUUCCGCCUUAUGCAGACGAGGCUACGAGGACCAAGCUUGUAAGGCAUGUCUGGAGCACGUCAUCAAAGACACAAAAGAAAAGUGUCCUCAUCAAAAGGAGACUUUCUCGUGGGUCACUCAUCAACCCAACGACGUUUCUUGCAGCUUACGUUACACUAAUCACUCGAUUUUCGGCAAACUAGAGCUCUCACCGUUUACUCUCAAUCCGAACCCAAACAAUAUAUCCUCCAUAAUCAAGAACAUGACCCUUUUCAGCCAAGAAUGGAAUGCAAUGGCCAACCGGACGCUCGAGGCUGCUUCUACCGCUGAGACUUCCUCAGUCCUCAAGUACUAUAACGCCACAAGAACAGAGUUCACAGAGAUCACAAGCACAGAUGUUUACGCUUUGAUGCAAUGCACACCUGAUCUAUCGCCAAGUGAUUGCAAGAGAUGUCUUAGAGAGUGUGUGACUGAGUUUCAAAGGCAGCAAUGGGGAAAACAGGGAGGUGGAGUUGGUCGGCCUAGCUGUUAUUUCCGGUGGGAUCUUUUUCCUUUUUACAAAGCUUUUGAUAAUGUUACAAGAGUUCUUGCUCCUCCUCUUCCUCCUCCUGCUCAAGAUUCUUCGAGUACUACUCUUCAUUGUGGAGGAGACAAGAAAGAUUUUGGAGGAAGAAACAUUGCAAUCAUUGUGGUCCCUGCAAUCAUUAAUCUCUUCAUAUUUGUUGGUUUAAUCUGUUCUUGGAGAAGAAAGUCGUCACACAUCAGAAUCAAAGAGUCUUCUGAUUCAAGUGAUGGUCAAUCUAUGGUACGGUUUGAUCUUGGAACGAUUCUAACUGCAACACAUGGCUUCUCUCCUGAAAAGAAGCUUGGCCAAGGUGGAUUUGGAACUGUCUACAAGGGAAUACUACCGAGUGGACAAGAAAUAGCGGUAAAGAGAUUAAAUAAAGGUUCAGGGCAAGGAGAUAUGGAGUUCAAGAAUGAGGUCUUACUCUUGACAAGACUCCAACAUAGGAAUCUUGUUAAGCUUCUUGGGUUCUGUAAUGAAGGAGAAGAAGAGAUUCUUGUCUAUGAGUUUGUCACCAAUUCAAGCCUUGACCACUUCAUAUUUGAUGAAGACAAACGCAGGUUUCUUACGUGGGAUGUGAGGUUCAGAAUCAUACAAGGAGUUGCAAGAGGGCUUCUUUAUCUCCAUGAAGACUCUCAGUUGAGGAUUAUUCACCGAGAUUUGAAGGCAAGCAAUAUUCUUUUAGACGCUGACAUGAACCCUAAAGUUGCAGACUUUGGGAUGGCGAGGCUGUUCAACAUGAACCAGACUCGAGGAGAGACAAGCAAAGUAGUUGGAACCUUUGGAUAUAUGGCUCCAGAAUAUGCGACAUACGGACAAUUCUCAGCUAAAUCCGAUGUUUAUAGCUUUGGUGUUAUGCUUCUUGAGAUGAUAUGUGGUAAAAGAAACAAAAGCUUGAAAGAAGAAGAAAAAGAAGAGGAAGAAGAAGAAGAGCUUCCAGCUUUUGUGUGGAAGAGGUGGAUUGAAGGAAAAUCUGCAGAGAUAAUCGAUCCUUUGGCUGCGCCGAGUAACAGCAUCUCAAUAGACCAAGUGAUGAAUCUAAUUCACAUAGGUUUAUUGUGUGUUCAAGAGGAUGUUUCCAAAAGGCCUACCGUUUAUUCAAUUCUCGUAUGGCUUGAAACUCACGCUUCUACCACCAUGCCUGUGCCUGCACCUGUUGCCUUUCUUACGGCACCAUCAUCACCAUCACCAUCACCACCACUGCACAACUAA